Hypoxylon fragiforme is the source of this 1472-nucleotide messenger RNA. Its product is annotated as glycoside hydrolase family 17 protein. The coding region runs from base 121 to 1434 and encodes 437 amino acids. The transcript is spliced from 2 exons. Gene Ontology annotation, cellular component: extracellular region; cell surface; fungal-type cell wall. NCBI's taxonomy places the organism in Eukaryota, Fungi, Ascomycota, Sordariomycetes, Xylariales, Hypoxylaceae. The record is from RefSeq and is a predicted model, not a curated record. Gene Ontology annotation, biological process: cell wall organization. Gene Ontology annotation, molecular function: glucan endo-1,3-beta-D-glucosidase activity; 1,3-beta-glucanosyltransferase activity.
UACCCUUUCUUCCCUCUUUAAUAUACAGCAUUGUAAUAAUCCAUCUCUCUUCCUGGAAAUAUCCUAGAAACCACAUCCAUAUCUUUUUCAGAUAGAUUUGUGCUUCGUAAUAUAUUCAUCAUGCACUCAUUUACACAUCUUCUUGCCCUAGCCUCAGCGGCCUCGGCUCUCCAGGGCUUCAACUACGGCUCUACCUUCACCACCGGUGCAGCAAAGCAGCAGUCUGACUUCGAGGCCGAGUUCACCACCGCACAGAACCUCAAGGGAACGUCGGGAUGGACGAGUGCUCGUCUCUACACGAUGGUGCAAGGCGGCACCGCGAGUGACCCUAUCUCCGCCAUUCCUGCUGCCAUCAAGACGAAGACUUCUCUACUUCUCGGUCUGUGGGCAUCCGGAGGUGACACCUCUUUCGCCAACGAAAUCUUGGCGUUGAAGGCCGCUAUUAAGACAUACGGUGACGACUUCGCCAACCUCGUGGACGGUAUCUCUGUCGGUAGUGAAGACCUUUACCGAAACUCGCCCAUGGGAAUUGCGGCUGGUUCUUACGUUGGUGCUGACCCCGACACCCUCGUUCGCUACAUCAAGGAGACGAAGGAGGCUAUCGCUGGUACCGGUUUAGAAAAGGCCCCUAUCGGUCACGUCGACACCUGGACUGCUUGGGUCAACGGAACGAACCAGGGUGUUAUUGAUUCUAUCGAUUGGCUUGGUAUGGAUGCGUAUCCUUACUUCCAGGAUACCUUGCCCAACGACAUCACCAAGUCGAACUCCCUCUUCCAGGAAGCUCUUGGAAACACCGAAGGUGCUGCUGGCGGAAAGAAGGUCUGGAUUACUGAGACGGGCCACCCGGUCAGCGGCAAGACGGUCGGAGAGUCUGUUGCCUCCACCGAAAACGCCGAGACCUUCUGGAGAGACGUUGUUUGCCCUCUGCUCGACAGCGGCGCAAACCUCUGGUACUACACUCUGAUGGACGCUGCUCCGGAUACCCCGAGCCCCAGCUUCGGUAUCACCGGCAACAAGCUCACCACCACCCCUCUGUUCGAUCUCAGCUGCGACGGCACCAAGGCCGAAUCUUCCUCGUCCGCUUCAGCCGGCGCCUCUUCCACUGCCAAGGGUGGUGCUUCUUCCAGCGCCUCUAGCUCAGGCUCUAAGUCGACUUCCGUCGGUAACUCCGGUGGCAGCCCCGGCGGUGUGCCCAGUGCUCAGAUCUCUAGCCAGGAAUCUGCCACCGUGACGCCCACAGGAUAUACCGCCACCGCUACCGGCUCUGGCUCUGGCUCUACCGUAGGCUCCGGCUCCGGCUCAGGUACUAAUGGCACCUUCACCGCGCCGCCUGCCGCCACAUCAACCAUCCCCGCUAGCGGCGCGUCCGGUGUUAACUCGGGCGCUUUCGCUGCCGCCUUCGGUGCCAUCAUGGCCGCCAUCUACGCUUUGUAAAAUAAUAGAAGGGGACAUUGAGGCUGUCGCUGAUUACA